Messenger RNA from Charadrius vociferus (killdeer), 166 nucleotides. RefSeq names its product E3 ubiquitin-protein ligase RBBP6-like. Lineage: Eukaryota; Metazoa; Chordata; Aves; Charadriiformes; Charadriidae. The transcript has a single exon. The annotation marks the transcript as partial. Gene Ontology annotation, molecular function: zinc ion binding. The record is from RefSeq and is a predicted model, not a curated record.
AUGUCCUGCGUCCACUACAAGUUCUCCUCCAGGCUGCGCCAUGACAUGGUGAUCUUUCAGGGCCAAGACAACUCCCUCAGUGACCUCAAGUGCCAGAUCAUGGCCCGCGAGAAGCUGAAGGCGGCCCACUGCGACCUGAGGGUCAGCGAUGCCCAGACGGAAGAAG